Messenger RNA from Solanum verrucosum, 1427 nucleotides. Its product is annotated as zeatin O-glucosyltransferase-like. Bases 34 to 1422 code for a protein of 462 amino acids. Gene Ontology annotation, molecular function: UDP-glycosyltransferase activity. The transcript has a single exon. The record is from RefSeq and is a predicted model, not a curated record. NCBI's taxonomy places the organism in Eukaryota, Viridiplantae, Streptophyta, Magnoliopsida, Solanales, Solanaceae.
AUUUCUCAGUUCUUCUCUUCUUUUAUUCUUCCAAUGUCUACAAACUCAUCAGACAAUGUUGCUCACCUUGAUGAAGUGAUUGUAGCCAUGGUGCCAUUUCCUGAUUUUAGCCAUCUCAAUCAACUCUUCUUUCUUGCUCGUUUCAUCGCUUCCCAUAAUAUACGAGUACACUUCCUCUGCCUUGCUGAUCGGAACCAAAAUUUGAAACUUCGCGUCCAAGGUGGUCUAUGUGCCUCAAACAUCCAUUUUCAGGACCUUUUGGUACCUUCUUCUCUUGAUGCUGGCAAUGAUUUGCCUUCGAUUAUUAUAUUUAUGAAAACGCUCGUUGAGCCCAUUAGAAGAACUUGUACUGAUAUCUCUACCAAUGCGAAGAGAUUGGUUAUAAUUCAUGAUUCCAUAAUGAUGGAGCAUAUAAGGGAUGUUCAUUCAUUGAUCCCAAACGUGGAGUCUUAUAUGUUCCACGCCAUUUCAGCUUUUGCAAGAUACUCUAUGCUCCGACAAAGUAUUAAUCACUUAGUUGAUGAUGAUGAUCAUGAAAAAAUGAUCAAACAAAUGCACGAUGAGUUUCCGUUGUUGGAGAGCUGUUGUGGACCAUAUGCAGCAGCACUCGUUAGAAAAGAACAUGAAUGGAAGCUCAAUUCAGGAGAAAUCAUGAACUCGUGCAGAGAAGUCGAAAGUAAGUACCUGAAUUUACUUGCACAUACAAAAGACAAGAAGUAUUGGGCUAUUGGUCCACUUCAUAUGUUGCUAGAAUCACGCGACUCUAGCAACAUGACGAAGCAUGAAUGUCUAGAAUUUCUAGACAAGCAAGAUGUUAACUCAGUUAUAUUCGUCUCGUUUGGAACAACCACUACAUUAAGACAAGAGCAAGUCAAUGAGCUCGCGCUUGGUUUAGAACAGAGCAAUCAUAACUUCAUUUGGGUACUAAGACAAGCAGAUAAAAAGAUAGAAACCGAAAAACUUGAAGAGAAUGAGGAGAAGAUUGAAUUGCCAAAAGGAUUUGAAGAAAGAAUGGAAGGAAGAGGACUAGUGGUGAAAAAUUGGGCACCACAAUUGAAAAUCUUGGGACAUACAUCGACAGGCGGGUUUUUGAGUCACUGUGGAUGGAAUUCUUGUCUCGAGAGCAUUAGCAUGGGAGUGCCUAUAGCAGCUUGGCCAAUCAAUUACGAUCAACCAUUUAACGCUGUUUUUGUAACCAACUUGCUGAAGAUUGCAACAUCUGUUAGGAGUUGGGAACGUCAAGAGGAAUUGGUGACAGCAUCAACCAUUGAGAAAACUGUCAACAAGUUGAUGGGAACGACAGAAGGGAUCGAAAUGAGGCAAAGGGCAGUAGAGUUGAGCAAUAAGAUCAGGAAUUCUGUUAGCCGCGGAGGAGAUGCACGCAAGGAAAUUGAAUCUUUCAUAUCUUGUAUUAUCAAAUAACUUCA